Messenger RNA from Panicum virgatum (switchgrass), 1815 nucleotides. Its product is annotated as transcription factor TDR-like. Gene Ontology annotation, biological process: regulation of DNA-templated transcription. The record is from RefSeq and is a predicted model, not a curated record. Gene Ontology annotation, molecular function: sequence-specific DNA binding; protein dimerization activity; DNA-binding transcription factor activity. The coding region runs from base 34 to 1692 and encodes 552 amino acids. Gene Ontology annotation, cellular component: nucleus. The transcript is spliced from 7 exons. NCBI's taxonomy places the organism in Eukaryota, Viridiplantae, Streptophyta, Magnoliopsida, Poales, Poaceae.
CCUAGGACUAAGUGAUCACCGGUGCUCAGUGCCAUGGCAGGUGGAGAUCACCAGUGCAUGGCUGCCGCCGCGGCGGCUGCUGCCGGCGAUGGAGGCGCCAGCGUGGAGUCCGCGUUGAGGCCCCUUGUUGGUGCAGACGCCUGGGACUACUGCAUCUACUGGAGGCUCUCUCCUGACCAGAGGUUCUUGGAGAUGACUGGGUUCUGCUGUAGUAGCGAGUUCGAGGCACAGAUUUCUGCACUUGGCGAGCUGCCUUCAUCAAUCCCUCUGGAUUCCUCAUCUGCAGGGAUGCACGCCGAGGCAAUGCUGUCCAACCAGCCGAUCUGGCAGACCAGCUGCGUGUCAGAGAUCCCAGCAAGUUACUCCAGUGAGCACGCAUCCUCCGGUGGCCCGAGGACGCGGCUGCUGGUGCCUGUCGCCGGCGGCCUCGUCGAGCUCUUCGCCGCCAGAUUCAUGGCGGAGGAGGAGCAGAUGGCGGAGCUGGUCAUGGCGCAGUGCGGGGUGCCGGCGGCGGGGGCGGGCGACGGCGAGGGGAACGAGGGCGGCGUCGUCGUGAACGCGUGGCCGGAGGCGGCGCCGGGCUUCGCGUGGGACGGCGCCGCGGCGGACCCGCAGCGGAUGUACGCUGCGGUGCCGUCGCUCAACCUGUUCGACGCCGCGGGCAACGUCGCGGCGGACGCGUUCCUGGCGGCGGCGGCGGCGCCCGGGGUGGUCGACGACGCGGACGCGGCGGCGGCGGGGUGGCAGUACGCCGCGGCGGCCGGGAGCGAGCCGUCGGUGGUGGCGGUGCAGCAGGAGCAGCCGCAGCCGCUGCAAAACGGCGGUGCGCGCGCUGGAGGCGCGGACUCGGGGUCCGAAGGGAGCGACAUCCAGGGGGACCCCGAGGACGACGGCGACGGCGACGGGCAGGGGCGGGGCGGCGGCAAGCGGCAGCAGUGCAAGAACCUGGUGGCGGAGCGGAGGCGGAGGAAGAAGCUCAACGACCGGCUCUACAAGCUCAGGUCGCUCGUCCCCAACAUCACCAAGAUGGAUCGCGCGUCGAUUCUUGGGGACGCGAUCGACUACAUCGUGGGGCUGCAGAAUCAGGUGAAGGAGCUGCAGGACGAGCUGGAGGACCGGGCGGACGGCGCCCCAGACGUGCUCCUGGACCACCCGCCGCCGGCGAGCCUGGUGGGGCUGGAGAACGACGACUCACCGCGCACGAGCCUGCACCAGCCGGCGGCCGCCGGGAGCAAGAGGCCCCGGGCGGCGGCGGAGGAGGAGAAGGGGCACGACAUGGAGCCGCAGGUGGAGGUGCGGCAGGUGGAGGCCAACGAGUUCUUCCUGCAGGUGCUGUGCGAGCACAAGCCCGGGCACUUCGUCCGGCUCAUGGACGCCGUCAACGCGCUGGGCCUCGAGGUCACCAACGUCAACGUCACCUCCUACAAGACCCUUGUCCUCAACGUCUUCCGCGUCGUCAGUCGGGACAACGAGGUGGCGGUGCAGGCGGACAGGGUGAGGGACUCGCUGCUGGAGGUGAUGCGGGAGUCCUACGGCGUGUGGUCGUCGAAGCCGCCGGUGAUGGGGAGCGGCGGCGCCGACGCCAAGCUCGACGGCGUUGACGUCAAGCUCGACGACGUCGAUGCGCAGGCGCAGGCCGCGGCAGAGGACCACUUCGGCGGCUACAACCAUCUCCUCCAAUACCUCGCUUGAUCAUUUUCUCUACCAGUCUACUGUUCAUGUCCACCCAAGGGGAUCAAUCAAUAAACGGGUUCCGUAUAAUUAACAGUGUUGAUUAAAAUGAGUUAUUAUUAAUCGAAGCUUAAUUUUCUGCUC